AUGUCGGAGCAGUCGUCGAGCGGGUCGUGGGGCGCGGCGCACGCGCACGCUGCCGACAUCAUCGACCUCGACCGCUACAUGCGCGGCGGCGUGCGCCCGCACCCGCGACACGCCGACAUCGACCAGCAGAGCAGCGAACGCCUGGUGGUAGACGCUGGGGGUAUGGGCGCGGGGAUGGGGGGCGGCGUGGCGGCGGCGGAGCGCGGGAGCGCGGCGGCGCUGGGGGCGGCCCCCGGGGCGGCGCCCGGCGCGCCCGUGCGGAAGACCAGCGCCAGUACCUGCAGCGCGCCGCGGGACAAGCGGUACUCGCAUGACUCGGGGCUGAGCGACGGCAGUUAUGUGAGGAGGCGGACGCACAGGCGCAUGGUGGGUGAGAAUGCAGCGAUGCGCGCGCACCGCGAGCGUGAAAGAGAGCGCGAGUUUACGCGCGCCGCCACCUCCACCAACUCGAUGCGCACUUUCCGUGUGGCCUGCGAGCGCGCGCUGAGGGAUCAGCAGGAGCAGAUAGCGAGGGUAGCGCAACUGUGCGAGCGGCUGACGAUGCGCGGCUGCGGGCGCGGCGAGGGCGGCGGCAGCGUGGCGCGCCGCUCCGACUCCGGGACCCCGGACUCCAGCGACGUGACCUCGUCCAGCCACAGCCGCAGCACCCGCGACCGCUCCAGGAAGGACAAACAUCGGACAGACGAAUGCAAGACAUACAAGAUAAUAAUGACGAAGUUGGAUGAGCUGGGGCGACUGUUCGCGGCGCGGGCGCGGGCCGGCGCGGGGGCGGCAGCGGCUGGGGGCGGCGCGGGGGGCACUGCCGUGGGGGCCGGGGGCGCCGCGCCGGGCCGCCGCCCCCGCGCCACCACCGCGCCGAGCGCUCCCGCCGCUCCCUCCACGCGCUCCGCCGGCUCCGUGUCCGUAUCAGACAAAUUAGUCUCCACGGAGACUCCGCCACACCGCUCGCACGCACUCGCCAGGCCUUCUAGAAGGGACUGCUCGACGUCGCGGCGGAUACAGCUGGCGGCGUAUGCUGUGACGACGGAGUGUCGCGGCACCGGCACGCCCUCCACGCCGCGCUCCAACGGACCGCCGCCGCUCAGACGGCUAUACACGCAAGCCAAGCGCCUGCAAGCGCUGCACGCGGCGACGACGCGGCGCCGCACACGCAGCGUGGACUGCAGCCGCGCCACCACGCCGCCCCGACACACGCAUGCGCACUACUCCUCCUACAAGUUGGUGAUGUGGUUGCAGCAAGAGGCCGAAUGUACGUCGCUGUGCUCGCGGUGCCGCGGCUACUGGCGCGCCCUCACCACGCUCGCCAACCAGAUCUUCUGUCGAAACGAAGCUCCACCAUAACCUCACACUCAGACCCUAAACACAACAACAAAUACUGUUUGGGGGAAUUUUCAGAGUGCCUCUAAGUAGAUAUGUGUAAUUUCUGUAACGCAUGUUUUAAUGAAUGCCACUCGAACAGAUAUAACCUAAAGAAAAAUGUGCUUUUGCAAAGCCUCAUCCACACAAAAGACGGUUUAAUAAUAUUAUUUUUUCUUAUUUAUUUUUAUACUUUAUCAUAUUAAUAGAACUAAUAUUCUGUUCGUAUUGUUACGAAUUCUGUACGCACUGUCAUAAGUAAUGUAUGCACUGUUACACGUCCUAUACCUACUGUCAUAAGUCCUGUACGAACUGUCACAAGUCCUGUACGCGCUGGUAUAAGUCCUGUACACAUUGUCAUAUGUCCUGUACGAACUGUCAAAAGUCCUGUACGCGCUGUCAUAAGUCCGGAAUGCCUUGUCACCCUUUCUGUACAUAUUGUCAUGAUUAAGCAUUUGAGCAGUAUAACCCCAUUCUCUCUUAGUUCAUGUGUAAAGCUGCCACCGCCAUACACCAUACAAAAAUACACGAAUACACAAACACCAUACACAAGUGUUUUGAUAACU
Molecule: messenger RNA, 1922 nt
Organism: Pectinophora gossypiella (pink bollworm)
Lineage: Eukaryota; Metazoa; Arthropoda; Insecta; Lepidoptera; Gelechiidae
Exons: 8
Coding region: 1-1341 (446 amino acids)
Source: RefSeq, a predicted model, not a curated record